UUGAGUGCUUGCGUCGAUUUCUUGAAGUCAUAUUGCUAGGUCCUCGCAGUUCAUCGUAAAACUGGUGAUAUUCUGCUUUCAGCGCAUAAUUGGCUUUACACCUGAUAAUUUGGCAAACAUUUCUUCCGAAUAGGCUGAAGGACUCCCAGUGAGGCUGGUUGGCUUCCCCGUCCGGCUCAUCCGUUAUUUUUGCCCACAUUACAAAUCUGACGACAGAACAAGAAACCACCCAAAAUUUCAAUUUAAUAUUGGAAACAGAGGAUAUCUCACAAUCGGAACUGAUGGAUACUAACGAAUUUCUCACCGUGCUCGUAACUGGGGGAGCUGGCUACAUAGGCAGCCACUGUGUUAUUGAACUGCUGGAUCACGGGUUUCAAGUUGUUAUCGUGGACAAUUGCGAAUAUGCGGGCGAUCAGCCAAAAUGCCUGGACGAAAUAAAGAAAUUAACUGGGAAAGAAUGCGCUUUCUACAACGUAGAUAUUAGAAAUCAUUCCCAGCUAGUUCCUGUUUUUGAGAACCACAAUAUCUUCUGCAUCAUACACUGCGCUGCACUGAAGUCUGUUGCGCAAUCCGUAAUGGAGCCUCUAUCCUACUAUGAUACCAACGUCUGCGGAACAGUGGCCCUGUUAAAGGUUGCGAGCUUGUUUAGCGUUAAACGAGUUAUUUUCUCGAGCUCUUGUAGCGUUUACGGUUCGCCGGGAGCAUUACCAGUUCUGGAAAGCAACCCGAUAGGCGCAACUAUAGAAAGUCCAUACGGUAGAACGAAAUAUGUAGCGGAGAUGGUUUUGAAGGACCUGCAUGAAUCAGAUACGAAAUGGAACGUGGUUAUACUUCGUUAUUUCAAUACCGUUGGUUGCCACCAUUCCCGAAAAAUUGGAGAGCAACCGAGAGGGAAACCACAAAACCUAAUGCCUUUAAUUGCGGAAGUAGCGUUGGGAAAUGCGCCGUUCUUGAACGUUUAUGGUGCGGAUUAUGGAACACCCGAUGGAACAGAAGUAAGAAAUGACGUCAUACAAGGAAGUCAAGAAAUUUAUGCCAUACAAGGAAGCCGGAAAUGACGUCACAUAAAGAAAUAGAAAUGACUUCCAUAGAAAGGCCAAUCAGAGGUUCAAAGGAGCACCAGCCGUUGUCAGGUCACAGUAAAAUUUGAGGUUUGCAGCAAACAUUUUUUUAAUUGCCCUGCUAAUUGCCCUUUUGAAAGGUUUAACACGGGUCUGGCACUGGAGACAUUGUUGCCCGAAAAUACUAACUUGAGGCAAACAUCGCUGGUGCUUGUUUAGCUCUACUUUGAUGGUAUGACGUUGGCGAAGCCCUUUGUUUAUGUUAGUUGAUCUCGCAAACCGUUUCAGUCAGUGAAACAUCAAGCAGAUAUUUUCAAGCAACCUAGAUUUUUCUGGGUCAAACCAAAACAGGACAUGCGAUGUUUGUCUUACGUUUGUUAUUUUUCGGCAAUACUAUCUCCAGUGCCAGACUGUCAGGGCGGGACGCUCCUCCCUCCUGAGUAGCUAUUCGCUGUUUCUGGGGAUUUCCACCCCGCAUAUUUCUGCGCUGUUUUGACGGAUCUGCAGCACAGUUGCACUGGCUGCAGAAUCCUUUCUUGUUAGUCUGGUGUUUGCUGCGCCACGGUGCGCAUUAGAUUCGGCAUUAAAGCCUCAUCCGGGUUCACCGCUGUUACGGCGUCGAUGGUAUGAGAGCGCCCAUGGCCUCUCGUUAUAAGACUCACGCCAAUAUUUUUAGAAGGGCAGAGAGCGGGGCCAAUGAAAAAGUGUUUGCAGCAGAUCACGAAUUUUAAGGUGGCUUGACAACGGCUGGUGCUCCUUUUUGGCUUUGAUGUGACCUUUCUGGGGAAAUCAUUUUUACUUCGUUAUAUGAUGUAAUUACCGUUUACAAAAUCUAGGUUUACUUGCUCCUCUGGGCGUUUACAAUUACUUCCUUGUAUGACGUCAUUUCUUACUUCCGUAACGGACAGACAGACAGCACCAUUUUAAUUUUGUCUGAAUUAGAGGACCUUCGCUGCGCUCCGGUCGAUAAUUCAGACCACCUUAUUUAAAUUAUCAUAUUCCGGCGCCACGGCCGGCCGGCCUGGAGCAUCAGACAAGACUUGGUUUCAUAAUUCCUCAAAAUAAAAUUUGGUUAUUCGAGGUCAACUAAAAAAAUUCCGAUUUUUUCAAUUUUUCUUAACUUCUGGUUAUGCUUUCUUAGGUUUCUUAGGGUUUUUAGGGAUCUUAGGUUUCUUGUUUCCUUAGGUUUCUUGGGCUU
This is a messenger RNA of Paramacrobiotus metropolitanus, 2259 nucleotides long. Its product is annotated as UDP-glucose 4-epimerase-like. The coding region runs from base 282 to 1058 and encodes 258 amino acids. The record is from RefSeq and is a predicted model, not a curated record. The transcript has 6 exons. NCBI's taxonomy places the organism in Eukaryota, Metazoa, Tardigrada, Eutardigrada, Parachela, Macrobiotidae. Gene Ontology annotation, molecular function: UDP-glucose 4-epimerase activity. Gene Ontology annotation, cellular component: cytosol. Gene Ontology annotation, biological process: beta-D-galactose catabolic process via UDP-galactose, Leloir pathway.